Messenger RNA from Blastomyces gilchristii SLH14081, 5075 nucleotides. RefSeq names its product C2H2 finger domain-containing protein. The transcript is spliced from 3 exons. Bases 324 to 5075 code for a protein of 1583 amino acids. NCBI's taxonomy places the organism in Eukaryota, Fungi, Ascomycota, Eurotiomycetes, Onygenales, Ajellomycetaceae. The record is from RefSeq and is a predicted model, not a curated record.
GCGGGUACACCCGUGACAAAUGAACGGCGGCAGUGAAAACGUCAACAAUAAGAGACGACGAAGUGAAAAGAAGCUCAGGAACGGGCUUUAACCUGUAUUUUGUUCCUCAUUCUUAGUGUUGUUCAUUGCGGACUGCGCCCUUUUCACUUUACCGGGUGAACACUACCUCUCCGCCAUACAAUCGCCGCCUAUGCUACAACCCCCUCGCACUCCACCGCUUCAACCGCCGCUCCCUUCUUCCCUAUGCCAUACUCCGCGCAAGUGCGAGCUAUAACGUGGGGGGUGGGAUUCUGUAAUAGAAAAUCCACUUGUAUGCUUUAGAUAUGUCGUACCCAGGAUUCGGUUACUCUCCUUACCAGUAUCUCUCUGGUGGGCAGAAUGCUCAACCCUCAUACAACUCCUUGCCUCAGAUCCAAGUCACUUCAGCUUCAGAAACUCCAAAUACCCAGCAAACGGCAAACCGAAGCUACGGACAGCAGAGUUAUGAGUGGCAGGGCCAGAACAAUACAGAUAUAUCGGGUCAAACUCCCCAGCAGCAGCCGGAGCGGGAGAGCUGGCAGUCCUCAACCAACCCAUCAUCCCAAAGUUACCGCUAUCAGCAUCAACAACAAUCGAGCUAUAGUACGUCCAACGCUGCGCCAUCAAUAUCAUCAUCACUGUCGUCGCAGCAAGCCCAGCAGUCCCAGCAGACACAUAAUCCACUCAUUUCACCAACUCUAAAAAAUAUCCAGUAUGGUUCUCCCACAGUGGAAUCUAUGGCUAUGCACAACUCCGCGACGGAUCCGCGCUCGACCACUUCCAUCUCUACAAACAUGAGCUACCAGAUAGAUCCUCCAGCGCAAAAUAGAUUACCGGCAAAUGUUUCUCUGCCAAUUGAUCGUCCAACCUCUGCUCAACGCUCGAGAACCGUGGCUGCUUCAGCCAUGACUGCCCUCUCUUCCAACGUUCCCGCACCCCGCGCUGCUUCACAGAGACUGUCAACCGGUCCGGCUGGCUCAUCCUCAACAUCUCAUUCUUAUGCUCCAAGCUAUGGCACUCCGCUAUCCAAUUUAAUAGCACCAAACCCCACAGCACAGCCCCCAUCAUCAGCCGAUCCUGGACAGCCAUAUCGUCACCAAAAUGCGAGGUCGCAAUAUAGUAGAGCGUCUACGGGAUCAGCUCAGUCAAAUAUAUCUAGAAACCAACAGUCCAUAUCCCAGCACCGCAACACGUAUUCUUCUACCCUGUCUGCCGCGACACCAUCCUCGUCAUCAAUGUACUCUGAACCUUCAGCUUCGCAACAACACCGCAUGACAGGAUACGACAAUACCAACACUCCUCAUCAACCCCCUACUACAUCACAUGCCCAAAACACAGCUUCAAAUCCCUCCUACAUAAAUUCUACCUCCGAGUAUCAACCGGUAAACACAAGUCAAUCGCAAUCGUACCAGCCCGCAACGCCAGGGUUUAUCGACCCCAGUCAAAUCUACAACCCAUACUACCAGGAGUAUCAGAAAACUAGAGUUGCAGAGGCAGAAGCGGAAGCAGAACGGCUAAAACAUCCAGAGGCAGAGAAACAAAAGGAAGUGGAGAAACAGAGAGAAGUCGAGAGGCAGAAAGAUAUAGAGAAACAAAACGAGCCAGAGAGACGGAAGCGGUCCGCGAGAGAGCUUGAGGAGAUGAAGAAAGAGAACUUGAAACGAGCUGCUCAGGCUGAAAUCUCACAAAAACUAGCUGCUGCGAGGGAGAUUGCGGCCAGCGUCCGAGCAGCUAAUUCACAAACUGCGGAGAAGCCUAAACCAGGUCGUAAACCCGGUCCAAAACCUAGGGUACAAGCUCCCAAUCCCACAGAUUCGGCACAGGGAAAGUCCGGAGGGACCCAAAAAAAGCAACAGCGCCGCGCACGGAAACCGCAGGUGGAAGCUCCCGCUCUUGCUGCGCCCGACGAAUCCUCGGGGAUCACCCAUCAAACACAAUCUGUGCCCACUGCUCAACCUAACGAGGACCAGAGACAGGCGCUUUCAACGAUGGUCCAAACCCCAGUUGAAGGGCAACCUGAUGAAGAUGAAGACCUAGAGGUGAAGUUGAUGUUGGAGAAAAUGAAAGAACUAAAAUCAAAGUAUCCGAAUAAAUUCGCGAAGUUACUAGGUGGACUGGAAGUGUCGGCACCUGUCGCCGCCCCUCCUCAAGCUGUAGAAGAACGACGGACAUCCGGAGUUCUAGUAUCAUCACCACCACCAACUUCGGCUUCUAUGAAUCCCACCGAAGAGACCAAUUCAAUGCAUGAUCGUGGCAAAUUCCCCGCAGCUCGGCGAAAACGAAGGUCGAAGCCUGUAAAUCUAGCGGGUCAUGGAGCUCAAUCUUCACCUACUCGACAUGAUAACGGGCAUCCCCCGCAACCUCCACCCGCUGCAGCUUCACAACCCGAAACAAAUGAGAAAGACCAACCUACACAAAUGGGUGGGCGUAUGGAAAUUGAGAAGCUUAUAGAUUCCGAUGAAUCUCAGCCCUCACCAUUGCCAGCCCCAGUUCAAGCUGCAGCGCCGCCCGCCCACCCUGUACCAGAACCUGCGGCUGAGGCUAAGCAAUCUCAACCUGCAUCAUUGCCAGCCCAAGUUCAAGCUGCAGCGCCGCCCAACCAGCCUGUGCCAGAACCUGCGGCUGAGGCUAAGCAAUCUCAACCUGCAUCAUUGCCAGCCCAAGUUCAAGCUGCAGCGCCGCCCAACCAGCCUGUGCCAGAACCUGCGACUGAGGCUAAGCAAUCUCAACCUGCAUCAUUGCCAGCCCAAGUUCAAGCUGCAGCGCCCCCCAACCAGCCUGUGCCAGAACCUGCAACUGGGGCUAAGCAAACAAAAGAAGAAAACCUAAGAGCUGCUACAAUCUGGCCGGAACCGAAGCGAUUAGCUCUGGCCCAGGCAGCUUCAAGAUACAUAGAUGAUGUCAUUAGCAAUCGCAACAAGGGCAACAAAUGUCCUCCAGAGAUGGUAUUAUCGUUGAUAGAUCGGAAUCCGAGCUACAUUGAACUCUGCGGGAUGUUAGAAUCUCGAGGCUACCAUUUGAAUCGCGUUCAUUUCGCAAAACAUCUACUCAAAGCUAUGCCGGAGUUAACAGCAGGUUCCAGCCCUGCUGCUGGCCCGAACACAGUGGCAAAUGGGCCAUCUUCCACCCCUAGAAAGGGGCAAAUGCAGCCUCCUCCGAGUACAGCAUCUAUGUCGCCACCGAUUCAAUAUACCGGAGUCCGCGCGGGAAAUAAUUCCACGCCCAUUCCUCUAGGAUCCACAGCAAGAUCAGGUGGACCUCAGGUGGUUGGAAGCAAAACGGCGCAGCCGGCUCCAUCAUCAACACCCAUGCCACCUCCAACAAACAGAGACCCUGGAUAUUUCGUACCGUAUCAGCUUCCACCGUCAGUUCCUUCAGAAAAUCGAGUUCCAGGGUUUAUAGGAUCUCCUCCUCGUCAAGUUGGAUUUUCGAACGGCACCCAAGCGUCUAGAUCAGCAGGGCCGCAUUCACUCCCUGAAAGGCUAGCACCGAUUCGACACACUAUAGGUGGCCUAGUUCCAAGUCCAAUCGGAGGCAAGCUGAAACCUAAAUUCCGUGUUCCUGCGCCACCUGCCCAUAUACCCGCACCUGGUUCCAAAGAGGCAUUGGCUAAAAAACGCACGUUCGCGGAGAUUGUGGAUUUUACCCAGCUUCCAAGUGAUGAUGACGAUGAUGAUUCACCACCUUCAAAAGCACCGCGCUUACAGGACGUACCACCCCAGAGCGAUACAAAUACGGAUGUGGAUGUUGAAGUGCCAGCACCUGCGCCAGAAACUCCUGAGGCACAUAGCGCCCCAGCAAACACGCUCGAUUUAUCGCAAUUCAGAAUGCCAGAUGCUGAUUCUUCAACAAGCAAUGAAACGCUACGGGGGCGUAGCGAUAUCGUAAAGCCGCUAAAUAAGACAGAGGCCGUGAAAACGCGCUACUAUGAUCCGAAGACUAUUGCGAGAGAUCUUUUGAUUGCAACCGGCCGCCACCCGACAGAGCGUGCAUUGAACCAGCAUCUUUCAAGACUACGUGAUAAUUUUCCUGCGGUUGAUAACUCAUCUGAUCUACGAACGUUCCGCUGGGACAUUGUCGAUCCUGGAGGACCGCCACCACCUGAAGUCCCGCUAGUUACUGCAGUCUCCAAACCUCCCUUAAUCACAGUCCGCGAAUACACAAGGCCUGGAGUGGCUGACCGCUUACCUAAUCCUCAUUCACGUGACUCAGCGAAAGGCACUACUGGUUCUCAGCCUCCUCAGACACCUUCACAACUACACAUCUCUGAAACGAUCAACAAGAGUGAUGACUCGUCACCUCACCUUCGGCAAGAGAGUAAUAGUAAUAUCAAUACUGAAAGCUCCGUGAUGAGUUCAACGCCACAAAUGCCCGGGACUCGUCGACGCGGACGGCCACUAGGCGCGAAGAGCAAGCCUAGAUUCGCAGACCGAGUCGAGAUCGCGAUCCCGAUCAGUUCAUCGCCAAACACUCCCCGAACUCCAUUCCACAUGUAUAAAUGUGAAUGGAAAGGCUGCGAUGCACAACUUCACAAUUUGCAAACCCUCCGAAAACACGCCACUCGCCUCCACGUCCCUAGAGACACGAAGAUGGAAGCGCCUUGCUUAUGGGCUGGUUGCCGUGACGGCAGGAAUAAGUUUACGCGUGAUAGCCUAGCCGAUCAUCUGGAGAAUAAACAUUUAAGCGCCCUUGCAUGGACGCUCGGGGAAGGCCCCGGGUCUGUAAGAUCUGGACAUCGAGAUUACAACAUCGACGACUGCUUAAAUGAUAGCAACGGGCGCGCCGUCAUCGCCAGGGCAAGUGCGAAGGGCAUACGGCCUACCCUGAUCCUCCCCGCAGCAUACAGGUCAAUCCGAUCCUUUAAUAAAAUGUACGGAAACGAGAGUGACAAGGCGAAAGCGUUGGAGGUGCUACGGGCACUAGAGAUGAAACAAGUGAGGGUAGGAACGGGGCUGGGCCGCGGCGGGUGUACAUUUAUGAAUGAGAAGAGGCAGGAGACAGUCGUGGCGUUCGAGAGCAUUUUUGAGAUUGUGGCUGAGGAUGAUGACGGUCUUUAG